This is a messenger RNA of Mollisia scopiformis, 351 nucleotides long. RefSeq lists its product as uncharacterized. The transcript is spliced from 2 exons. The annotation marks the transcript as partial. The record is from RefSeq and is a predicted model, not a curated record. Lineage: Eukaryota; Fungi; Ascomycota; Leotiomycetes; Helotiales; Mollisiaceae.
UUCGCCAUGUGCAUUCCUUUCCAGUACAACUGGGACAAGAAGAUCAAAGGAGGCCACUGUAUCGAUCAACAGAUGUUCUUCCGCUGGGCAACCGUCCCGAAUAUCGUGACGGAUCUUGUUAUGUUUUUCCUGCCAAUGCCAGCAGUGUGGGGACUUCAUUUGCCGACCUCGCAGAAGAUUGGAGUAACAUUUACCUUCUUUUUAGGAUCUGUGUACUUCAUUCGACUCCACGCCUUCAAAGAUUUGACGUGGUACUCCGUUGAUACUUACACUUGGACUGUCAUCGAAACCGGUGUUUACCUCAUUGCGACUUGCCUUCCGUCUCUACGCUCUCUAAUAAAGCCUGUUCUG